AUGGAUUCAGAGGCUCUCUUAAUAAACUGUGGUGAAAUAGAUGAUGUCUCCUUGAAUGAAGAGGAGAAUGAAGAGGUAAGAAUCAGAACUGCUUUUCAAGCCCAGCCAAGCUGCUUUACUCAGUUAACAGACGCAAAAACUCAUCCACUUCAAACACUGUAUAUUGAAUACACAAAUGAUUUGCCAGAGUAUCCAAGGACAGAUCCAAAUGGAUAUACCUAUGUUAUUCCAGUGAAUAACUACUCUCAAGAAGAAGCAGAGCAAUUAGUCAAAGAUGUAAAUCUACGCCUGCUGCACCAUACUUUUUUAGAUGAGGCAACAUGGCAGGAAAUCAAAGAUAUACGAGAGAAUAUCGACCCAAUUGAACAAGAUAUUCGCAAGCGGAAUGCGUAUAGUCUGUAUCGUUCAAAAAAAAUUUUCUUCGAGAGACAAAAGGCAUGCCUUGAACAACUUCCAACCUGCGCGCCAAAGUUCAAGAGGCAUUUCUAUCCUGAUGUGAACAAUGAAUACCAUCUGUACAUUGGAUGUGUAAAUGAAUCACCAAACUUUCUUUCAAAGCAUUAUCAUAGCUCUGUUAAAGGUCAUACUACUAUUGAUCUUGACUUUCUGGAACGAUUAUUUAAUGAUUCGAUUCUACCAUCUCGAGAGGAUUGUGGUGUGAUUGAGCCACUAACAUCAAGACGAAAGUAUUAUGUUAAUAUCCAGGCAGCUCCUUAUAUUUUAUUUACUUCGCAUGGUAUUCAUCAACAUCCUCCACCUCCACCUCAUAAGCCACCAGAGCUUAUACUACGAGGCAUUCAAGACAUAAUCAGGAGAAUGAGAAACCCAAGCUUGACACUGGCUCAAUUUCUUCGCAGUCCUGAGCUAGAAGCUUUUUGUCAAGAAUAUGGUGUACUUACACCAGCUGAAGUACAUUCAGCUUUCACAAAUACAGACCGCAUUUCUGCAAUUAUUCAAAAGCAGCGUCUUCUUUCAUAUCUAGCAGGACAAAACUUCAACGGGGUUAUUUACUUGUAUAAUACCCAUCCUUUCAUAAAGGACUACAUCCAGGAAAAGUAUCAUGAUCCUCAUGAGAUAAUGAUUCUGUGUGCUUUCAAAGAGCAGAUACAGGUCUUGAGGAAGUUGACUUCUUUUAAAGUUGACAUGUCGUACAAGCGGAUUCGAGAAAAAGGAAUGAAUGAAGUUGUCUUUGCGACAUAUCUUCAUUCACAUGGGAAGAUUAUCACACUCCUUCGAGUUUUUACCAACCAAGAAACAACAGAAGGUUAUUACCUUCUAUUUAAAAGAGCCUUUACUCUCAUUCAGAAGGUAACUGGUCAGUCUGUUGAAUUCCAUUCUCUUCAUUCCUCUGGGAUCUAUGGGAUUGUUGUUGAUAUGGAUUCAAAACAAUAUACUGGUCUUGGACAGUACCUUCAAGAGAUCGACCCUCAACAUCAUCCAAUACUAUGGCAACUCAAAGGGAUUAUUGUAUUCUGCCAAGUCCACUUUUUCCGGACAAUUACUGAAGCUGUUGGGAGUGUUGCUCGAGGUACAGGAGUUUGGAGCUGUAUGGCUAAUUUAAUUGAUUGCAGGUCUGAAGAGGACUAUGACCAACUAUGCAAUCUUCUAGCUGAACAUGAAGACCCAAAAGUCAAGGCAUGGGCUGAUCAUAAAAAGCAACCGAUCAUUAAAGCUGGGCUAAAUAAAAAUUGCUCUAACAUUCCAGCUUUCAUUUAUAAUUCUAUUCAAAAUAAUACUAAUUCUGCUGAACAAUCUCACCAUAAAGCAAAUGCCGCAGGGAAAUGCCUGACACUGACUGGAGCAAUCCAAAAUUCUGCGAAACUUGAUAAGCAGGAUAUCGGUCAAUACAUUAAUCGUAUUGAUUUUGGUAUUCACCAUUCAUAUCGCACAGCUAACAUGGAGACCAAUUACUUGAGGCAUAUGUCUCGUGAAGAAUCUCGAAAACGCCGCUGCUCAUCCUCAACACGCUUAUCUUCACCUCAUUCUGUUUCUUCUCCCCAAAGCCUGCAUCGUGUUGCGUCAAGGAAUGCGCUAUCUUUUGAGCAACAACGGCAAGCUCUCGAAAUAAGGGAGAUUGAACUUCGGCUCAAAAGAGAAGAGAAUGAGCUUAAAAAGGUAGAAAUCGAAAUUAAAAAAGGUGAGGAAGAAGUCCGGGAUAUGCAGCUAAAGAAUGAAGAGAAGGAGUUAGAACUUAUGGAAAGACGGGAAAGACUCCGGCAAAUGACAAGUGAGAUAUAG
Aspergillus fischeri NRRL 181 is the source of this 2238-nucleotide messenger RNA. RefSeq lists its product as uncharacterized. Bases 1 to 2238 code for a protein of 745 amino acids. The record is from RefSeq and is a predicted model, not a curated record. The transcript is spliced from 14 exons. Lineage: Eukaryota; Fungi; Ascomycota; Eurotiomycetes; Eurotiales; Aspergillaceae.